AUGAGACUUUCUGUAGGGACGACUGCUUCAGAUCAAGAUGAGACAGAACAAUUUGGUGAGUGGUUAUUAAAAGUUGGUGAUGGUCUAAUAGGUGACAAUAUGGAUGGUGAAUCUGAGAUAUGUCAUCCAGGAGAUAUUGUUAUUCCUUCUUCGGAUCAGGCAUUUGAUGAGUUAGUUCAUUUUUCUUAUCCAAAUAUUUUGGAAAACAUGUCCUCAAAUGAUUUUUUCAAAGCAAGAACUAUACUGGCUCCCACACUAGACAUCGUUGAAGAGGUCAACAACCAUCUGAUGGCUAUCAUUUCUGAAGGAAAAAAAUUAUAUCUUAGUUCGGAUUCCAUUUGUAUGGAUGAAGAGAAUAUGGAGAGUCAACUAGAUCUCUAUGGUCCGAUCCUGAAUUACUGA
Molecule: messenger RNA, 402 nt
Organism: Arachis stenosperma
Lineage: Eukaryota; Viridiplantae; Streptophyta; Magnoliopsida; Fabales; Fabaceae
Exons: 1
Coding region: 1-402 (133 amino acids)
Source: RefSeq, a predicted model, not a curated record